UAACGCGUGUCAGCACUUAUCUAACAUCUAUAUAUAAUAUUAUGACAAUAGUCUCUGCUACAUAAAUACUUAUACAUAUGCUUAUAUAUACAUAUAAGUAGAGAGACAGAGAGAAAGAGGCAGGCAAAGAUAAUAUAAGUCUGCGAAUUAAAAUGACAUAAUUUCUGAUAUAAUAAUUAUUCGAGAAAGCAGUCAGAAGUCAUCACGGCUGAAGACGCAUUCUGGUGUGUUACAAUUCAAAUAAGAUAAAUAAGAGGAAAAGAAGCAAUUCCUGAAGUAAACGACAAUUAUACAGAAGUUAUGGAGUUACCAUAUCAUUGGUUUAUAAAACCGUACGACCAACCAGUUGAACGAGAAUGUUAUAAUAUGUUUUUCAAUCCGAACAUUUGUCACGUUUGCAAAAGAAGACUUGGAACAUGUGAACUUAUUAAAGUAUGCAAGUGCAAUUUGAUUUCCUAUUGCUGCGAUGAACACAAAAGAGUACAUAAAAAUCGACACCAAGACCUUUGUAACGCUAUACUUAAAGUGAACGGCCAUAAGGUGCUGUGGGACACUUGCAGUACAAAUAUAGUCGAAUGGAUCGAUACAAAGAAGAGAUUAUUAGGAUUGGUUGAAAAGGAAUUACAACGUGAAUUGGCACAUUAUGAGACAGAGAUAUUCUUAUUCGUAAAAUCAUGUUUUAUUUGCUACGGACCACCCGAUAGGGAGGGAAAUUUCUGCAGAAAAUGCCACUGCAUCAACUAUUGUGAUGCUCAUGAAAACGCAUUACACAUGCAUAAGUAUUAUUGCUCGCAAUUGGAAUUAAGUCUCUCUCUGGAUUUGGGUUCUAUCGAGUGUCUUGAAUACCCAAGAAUGCAAUUUAUUAUUGAUUUCCCUAACUCGGACGAACACCUUUGCGACAUGAUCGAGUUUGUAAAACAAUAUGUGCUCCUACCGGAGCAAGAUACUUGGUUGAUACAUGAGUUCAUGUUCACUGAUUAUGCGACGGGACCGCUAACAGUAUUUUACGGGAUAACGGAAAUGCAAUUGAUUGAUCGUUCGUCGAAAAAGACUAAGCCUUUUAUCAUCCACGUAAUUAAUGCAAAGAUCAUAGACACGUAUAAUUUGCCAGCUUGGGAACUUGUCAUGCAUCUUUUCAAAACUUCUUUAGUAGUAGUAUUGAUAGGGCACAAGUUGGAAAGAGAAUAUGACGCAGUUAGUGAUCGUGAAUAUGUUGACGUUUGUGAGUUGUGUAAAAGCAGAUCCAACACGCUUCUAAUCGAAUUUUAUCGUACAUUUUACGACGAUUAUGUGAACAAGAAUCGGUUCUACAAACCGCCAAAUUUAAUUGUGGGGUUUGAAAUUAAAUUUGAAGUCCUUGAAGGCUGGUUGAAAUGUAUACAAGCAAUACAGUCACAAGAUUGUCCAUUAUUUCUGACUACUAAAUCACGAUACGAUUCGGUAGAAAAUAUGAGAAGCAUAAAUAGAAUUUUGGAUGAUAUUAUACAACCUUUCUAUCAUACUGCAAAUAAAUUCUGUAGUUACGCAGCACAUAGAGACCUUGACACUGGGUCUACUUAUGUUCUUAAUAAACAAUUAAUAAUCUACAAGAACUUAUGGAAAAUGAAUAGAGUGAGUGCAGGUAUAAAUUUAUAAGAUUGUACUAAUAUAUACGUCUAAUUACAUAUAUUUUGGUAACAUUGUUGUAAAUGAUAUAGAGAGUGAGUUAUUUUUAUGAUUAGACUAUGAGUUUUUUUAUAGAAUAUUUAUACUUGUAGUAAUUAUAUUAUUUUUCACGUAAAAAUAUCAUCGACUGUACCUGUGAUGAUUGCAAUAAUUUUACAAUUUAACGUGAUAUGCAAAGUUACGUGAUACAUAAGUUUCUAAACGAAGUUUCAAAGACGUCCUAUUGUAUUUAGACCUCUAUUACAUAUCUCUCAAAUGUCUGGAAGCUUAAAAACAAGAUUAAGUUGUUUUACUGUAAACUGCAUAAAAUUUAUAUACAUGAUUACGUUAAAAAAAUUAAUUAAUAAUAUAUAAUAAUGUUGAUACGACGUUGGAAACUAUAUAUUGUAAUAUGUUGUACGCUAUUGAAUAUUGUAAUAACUAUUAAUGAUUUCUUUGUUUAUUAGGCGUAUUACAUAUAUAUAGAAUUUUAUUACUUCCUUUAAGAUAUCGAUUUUUGCCUCCAUAUUAAAUAACAUUUUAAUCUUCAAUAUCAAUAUUAAAUUAAUAAAUAAUACACAUCUGCUAGCUUUAUUCUAUCUCGUCAGAAUCCGUUAGAAAGUCUCAGAAGAGCAUAUUUUGAAUAGAAUAAUAACAAACAAAACAGUAUAUUUGCACAAUGUAGCGCUCCCAUCUGCCUAAAGUCUUCGAAUAUAAGCAAAGCAAAAUGGUUUAUUGCGUGUCAGUGCCUACCUAACAUCUAUUUAAAACAUUAUGUCAAUAGUCUUUGCUACAUAAAUGAUUAUACAUAUAAGUAGAGAGACAAAGAGAAAGAGGAAGGUGAAGGUAAUAUAAGUCUGCGAAUUGAAAAGACAUAAUCUUUAUGAUAUAUGAUAACGAGAAAGCAGUCAGAAGUCAUCACGGCUGAAGACGCAUUCUGGUGUGUUACAAUUCAAAUAAGAUAAAUAAGAGGAAAAGAAGCAAUUUCUGAAGUAAACGACAAUUAUAUAGAAGUUAUGGAGAUACCAUGUUAUUCGUUUAUAAAACCGUACGACCAACCAAUUGAACGAGAAUGUUAUAAUAUAUUAUUCAAUCCGAACAUUUGUCACGUUUGCAAAAAGAGACUUGGAACUUUUAAAUUUAUCAAAGUAUGCAAGUGCAGUAUGAUUUUCUACUGCUGCGAUGAACACAAAGAAAUACAUCAGAAGCAACACCAAGAUCUUUGCGACGCUAUAAUUGAAGUAAAUGUCCAUAAGGUACUGUGGGACACUUGCAGCAGAAACAUAGUCGAAUGGAUCGAUAGAAAGAAUAGGUUAUUAGAAUUGGUCCAAGCAAAACUGCAACGUAAACUGAAAUUAUAUGAGAGACAGAUAUUCUACUUCAUAAAAUCAUGUUUCAUUUGCUACGGGCGACCCGAACGGAACGGAAAUUUCUGCACAAUAUGCUACUGCAUCAACUACUGCAAUGCUCAUGAAAACGCGUUACAUGCGCAUAAGUAUUUCUGCUCGCGAUUGGAAUUGAGUCUCUCUUUGGAUUUGGGUAUUACCCAGAAUUUCGAAUACCCAAAAAUGAAUUUUAUUAUUGAUUUUCCUAACCCGUACAAACAUCUUUGCGACAUGAUCGAGUUUGUAAAACAAUAUGCGCUCCAGCCGGGACAAGACACUUGGUUUAUUGAUGAGUUCAUUCUCACCGAUUAUACGACGAACCCUCUAACAGUAUUUUAUGGGAUAACGGAAAUGCAAUUGAUGGAUCAUUCGUCGAAGAAGACUAAGCCUUUCAUCAUCCAUGUAAUUGAUGCAAAAGUAAUGGACACGUAUAAUUUGCCAGCUUGGGAACUUCUCAUGCAUCUUUUUAAUACUUCGUUGAUAGUCCAAUAAGCUUCUAUUCCAAUUUCAUUUCACAUUUUACGACAAUUAUGUGAACACGACUCCGACCUACAAGCCAAAUUUAAUUGUGGGAUUUGACGUGAUAUUUAAAAUGCCUGAAAGCUGGUCGGAAUGUAUACAAAUGAUACAGGUACAAGAUUGUCCAUUUUUUCUGACCAAUCGUUCGCGAUCCGACUCGCUAGAAAAUAUGAAAAUCAUAAAUAUAGUUUUGCAUGAUAAUAUACAACCUUUUCAUCAGGCUGCGAAUAAAUUUUGUAGUUACGCACCACAUAGAGACUUUAACACUGAGUAUGCAUAUGUCCUUAAUAAACAUUUAAUGAUCUACAAGAACUUGUAUGGAAAAUAUAUAGAAUGAGUGUACGUGUAAAUUUUUAAGAUUUAUGUAAAUUUAUAAGAUUAUAUACUAAUAUAUUUGAUCAUACAUAUUUUGAUAACAUUGUUGUAAAUGAUAUAGAAAGUAAGUUAUUUUUAUGAUUGAAUUAUGAAUUUUUUAUAUUAUUUUAUAUCUAUAAUAAUUAUAUUAUUUUUCACGUAAAAGCCAUCGAUAUGCUGUACCUGUCAUGACUACAAAUUGUACAAUUUAACAUAAUAUGCAAGGACAACGAAAGUUUCUAAACGAUGUUUUAAAGACGUCCUAUUUUAUUCAAAUUUCUUUUAUAUAUCUCUCAGAUGUCUUAAAGCUAAAAAGUGAGAUUAAGUUGUUUAAGUUAAGUUAUAAGUUGUUAAUUAAGUUUUAAGGUGUUUUACUGUGAACCACGUAAAAAGUUUAUGUACAAUAAUUAUUUUAAUAAAAAUUAUUCAAUAAUA
Molecule: messenger RNA, 4337 nt
Organism: Odontomachus brunneus
Lineage: Eukaryota; Metazoa; Arthropoda; Insecta; Hymenoptera; Formicidae
Exons: 4
Coding region: 2661-3521 (286 amino acids)
Source: RefSeq, a predicted model, not a curated record